AUGGCAAACAAUAGAGCAGCUAAGUCUGGAUUUGCCGCAGAAGCACAAAGAAAGAUAAAUAGUAAAUAUAGUGAGGAGUUAGCGCAAGAAUCUCUUGAAUGGAUUCGAGAUAUUACAAAGGAGGAUAUUAAAACGAGUGGUGACAUGGAUAAUUUUUAUGAAAUCCUUAAGGAUGGAACUCUUCUCUGCAGAUUAAUCAACGAAAUCCAGCCAGGUUCAAUAAAAAAAAUUAAUGACUCGAAAAUGGCUUUUAAAUGUAUGGAGAACAUUAAUGCUUUUUUGGAAGCAGCGAAAAAUCUUGGUGUUCCAGCUCAAGAAACAUUCCAAACUGUUGAUCUUUGGGAACGACAAAAUCUUAACUCUGUCGUCAUUUGCUUACAGUCACUUGGAAGAAAGGCUGGAAAUUAUGGUAAACCAUGCAUUGGACCAAAAGAGGCUGAUAAGAAUGUCCGUAACUUUUCCGAAGAGCAAUUACGAGCUGGACAAGGAGUUAUAAGCUUACAAUAUGGUAGCAACAAAGGAGCAACUCAAAGUGGUAUUAACUUUGGAAAUACCCGGCAUAUGUAG
Messenger RNA from Cotesia congregata, 567 nucleotides. The record is from the annotation of a GenBank genome assembly. Lineage: Eukaryota; Metazoa; Arthropoda; Insecta; Hymenoptera; Braconidae.